Messenger RNA from Klebsormidium nitens, 2337 nucleotides. NCBI's taxonomy places the organism in Eukaryota, Viridiplantae, Streptophyta, Klebsormidiophyceae, Klebsormidiales, Klebsormidiaceae. The record is from the annotation of a GenBank genome assembly.
AUGGAAGCGGAAGCGACGGUCCGAGGGGAGCCCGCCCCGAAGCAGAAAGCCAAGACGUCCAGGGGCAAGAAGGGCAAGCAUGGAGAUCAGCGGCAGCACGACCCUCCUCGACAACGACGUUUCCCACGACAAGAAGGUGUACGGCUUCUGCGAGCUCGAGGACCCGCUCGUGCUGACCAUGCUCAACGGCAAGAUGCUCCUGCGAAGGCGCUCGGAUGUGUCCGUGCGGAAGCAGGCAUAAGGAAGAGGGAGGAGGCGAGGCGGGGCACGGCUGCGAAGAUGGACCCGCUCGAGGAGAUCGUGGAGCGGCUGGUCGAGCGGUACCCGGACUUGCACGAGAUGGCCGCCCAGAUAGGGCGCGCGCUGCUCCUGUUCAUGCGCGGGUCCUUCCUUCGAGACUCCGCCCACAGACGGGCCGCCAUGACGUGCUUGCCGUUGGAUCCGUUGCUGAGGGACGGCACGCGGCUGAAGAAAUACCAGUUGGAGGACGUGUUCGCGAUGAGGACCAUGGAAAGGAACACACAUACGCCGCUGAGGCUGUCCUCCGGAGCGACGAUGUACCACAACAUCGGCAUCCUGGGGGAGCCGCCCGGAAGCGGGUCCAUGGUGACCGUCGUUGCGCACCUGAUGAGCUCCUUGGACCGGUCGCCGAGCCCAGCCAACACGUACUACAUGUGGUUGGAGGACGAGACCGAGAACACCAAGAGGAGGGUGCUGAUGAGCUCGGAGCACGCGUUCGGCAUGCUCCUGCCGCCCGUGGACAAGGACUCGGCGCCGCCGUUCUGCGGGGCGUCCGUGAUCGCCUGCUCGGGGUUCGGAGCGGACGCAUGGGCCCAGAAGCUCGAGGAGAUCGCGCCCUGUCUGAAGCCGUUGCUGGUGACGAGGCACUCCGACCUGGCGAGGCUCUCCAAGCGCCACCCGGACGCGAUGAGCGAAAAGGAGGGGUGGGUGAUAAUCGUGGCGGAGAACAUGAUCGGGGCUUUCCACGACAUGUACGGAGGCUUCCGGUUCUCGAGGCUCAUCAUAGACGACGCCGGCUCCAUCACGCGCAAGCACCUGCCGAGACUGAGGGCGUGCUUCACGUGGCUCGUGGAGAGCACCGUGGAACAGUACAUCCUGCCCCUCGCUCUCGCUCCGGACCAGAGAGCCGAGCCGAACUCCUACAGGAACGUGUGCUCCGUCCUCCAGGAGGCCGGCAUGACGGAAAUCUCCAGGGUGGUCGUCAGGCACUCCCUCGCGGAGGUCGUGAGAGAGUGCCGGAUAGAGUUCCCCUUGCACGUCCACUACGAGUGCUCCGACGGAGGAGCGGUUCAGCAACUGCGGCGAUACGGGCGCACGUGGGACGGCUGCGCCGGCAUCAGGCCGCUGGAGCUCAGCAACGCGUGCGAGCGGGAGCGCGUCACCAUGCUGCUCAGGACCGGGGCGCAGGUGUGCGCGGACGUCAGAGCGGCCGCCAGGGGGGCCAAGAGGGACGCGCGAGAGCGCAUCGCCGGCUGGAAUAAGGACAAGUGCUGCGUCUGCUGGAGCGGCCUCGCUGGGGAAGAGCGAGGCUGGGGCGAGACGUGCAUCACCUCGUGCUGCUCCCAGCUGCUGUGCUUCGAGUGCAUGGACAAGAUCUCCGGGUCUCCCACGCCCAGAUGCCCGAUCUGCCGGGCCGACGUGAUGGAAUCGGGGAUGCGGCUGCUCACGGAGUCGCCGGACCCCUUUCCACCGAACAUCCGCUUCGACCGUUCCACCCUGUGGAACCGGCGGGUCAAGAGUACCCUCACCGCCGUGCUCAUCGCCAUGCCGCCGGGAUCCAGGGUGGUGCUGUGGUCGUUCGCGCACGUCCACCACCUCGAUUUCAACAACCUCGGCUUUUUCGUGGAGCGCCACGGCUUCUCUUCCUGCCGGCCCCUCAACGGGAGCAAGUACCAGAUCAGGAACGCGCUGAAGAGAUUCAACGAGGACCGGGACGCCAUCGAUGCGGCCGAGAGGAAGGCGGUCUUCAUGACGGCAGCAUGGGAGGCGCGCGGCUGCCACCUCCACGCGGCGACCGACAUCAUCUUCCUGGGCGAGGUGUCCACCUCGGUCUACCAGCACGUAAUGGCUCGGGUGCUGAACGUCUCCAAACCUAGCAUUCAGCGGAGAUGCGGCUCCCUGCGAGUGCACAUGCUGCACUGCAAGGGGCGCUCCUAUCCGGAGCUCUUCCUAGCCGGAGAGGGGCUCGGGAUGGGUGCCGAUCCGGAGAGCUACGCCGCCACCAUACGUCGCUGCAGGGAAAAGGAGGGGGCCGCGUUUGCCGUGAGGAGGCGGCACUAUCUGUGGCCCGUAGACAUAGACGAUGACUACGAAUAA